AUGAGCGCAUUCCGGUCCAAGUUUCUGUACCCUGCUAAAGUCAACUGGUUUCCAGGUCACAUGGCGCUUGCUAGGCGUCAAAUGGUGGCUCAAAUGGACGCAGUCGACGUGCUGAUUGAGGUGCGCGACGCUCGCAUCCCCUGGAGUUCGGCCAACCCCGUCCUAGAAGAAGCUUUUGGUCAGUCUAAGCCUCGUCUGGUCGUGUUCAACAAGAGCGACCUGGCAAACUCGAAUAUGCAGCAGCGAGUGGAGAGGCAGUGCAGGUACGAGCUAGGAUUGGGCACUGACUGUCUCUUCACGUCCGUGGCCAAGGGCAAACGGCUUCAGGCCAUUUUGCAAUGGUGCAAUAAGCACAGCCAGGCCCAGUUCAAGAGCACAGCGGGAUCGAUGGUCAUGGUGGUCGGCAUUCCUAACGUGGGCAAAUCCUCGCUCAUCAAUGAGUUCCGACGUCUUUCGAACUCCCACAAACUGGCAAAAGGUCGGAAGCGAGCCAAUGUUGGACCAACGCCUGGUGUUACUGUCCGCAACGACAUCAUAAAGGUGAAUGACAAGCCAGCGGUGUUUGUAGUGGACACGCCUGGUGUGAUGUUGCCGAAUAUUUCAUCGGCCGAGACUGGAAUGAGGCUGGCGCUCACGGGAGCGAUCAAAGACGAAGUUGUCGGCACCGAGUUGAUUGCAGACUAUAUGCUCUACCAGCUGAAUCAGAUGCGGUCGACGCGAUAUGUAGACGCACUAAAGCUUCCAGGCCCGAUGGACGACGUCGGCGAGCUGUUCAAGUUGGUUUAUAAGCGUUGCGGCGCGUUGGGAAAGGAACCCGACGAACAAGAUCGUUUAGCCGCACAAUUCUUGCUGCACGAAUUUCGCCGAGGAGCAUUUGGCAACUUUACCCUGGACGCCAUUGAGUCGCGACCUGAAGUUGUCAAAAGCGCAGCAUUAUCGUUAUGA
Molecule: messenger RNA, 945 nt
Organism: Hyaloperonospora brassicae
Lineage: Eukaryota; Oomycota; Peronosporomycetes; Peronosporales; Peronosporaceae
Source: the annotation of a GenBank genome assembly